AUGAGAAAUAGAAGACUGAAAAAAGCAAUCGUCGAAUUGAAUUUUUUUCAAAGUAAUAUCACGGAUGAACAAACUAUUCGUCGACAACGAUAUGCAACCCGCAUCUAUAUCAUUUUGUAUGUUCUGACUGUUUUUGGUAUCGGUCUAUUUGCUGCUUUUAGUCCACAAUUAAUAAAUGAUGUCAUAUACUUUCCAACAAAUCUUCAAUUUAACAAAUUGAUGAGAAAAUAUUCGACUACAAUUCAAUGUUUAUGUUCAAAAAUUGAACGAGGCGAUAUCGUUGGUCAAUGUGUUGAGCGGUCGAUUGAAAUGGCCAUUGGUAUCAUGGCAAUUCUGUUUAGUGGUGCUUCGUACCUUCCACUCUCACCUCAUGAACCAUUCGAACGACUGCAGUUGUUGACUGAUCUCACUCGACCACGAUGUGUUCUCACUCACUCGACUACCGAUCAUCUCAUUCCGAAGAACAAAGUAUCGGUGGAGAAUAUAAUUAAAGGUGACUUUGAAUCGUCGACAGACGUGAAUGUACUGAUGGACGACAUCGCUUUUUUGAUUUUCACGAGUGGCUCGACAGGAACACCCAAAGUAGUACCCAUUAGCCAUCGAAACUUCACGUAUAUGGUGCAUUCGCAUAACCAACUGCUCUCCAAUCGCGAAAAUGAUGUAAUAAUUCAAAUGGGUAGUUGUUCAUUCGAUGAACAUGUUGAUGAAUAUCUGGGAAGUUACAUUUGUGGUGCGACACUCGUAUUACUUCGACCACAUGGUAAUCUCGAUACAUAUUAUCUUUGUCAAACAAUUGUAAAGAACCAAAUAACCAUGAUCGACUUUGUACCAACAUCGUUAUCCGUUUUGUCCGAUUACCUAAACAGGAAUGGCGACCCAGAAAUAUCCAACUGUCUUGCUACACUGAAAUUAAUCACUGUCGGAGGAGAACAGUUACAAAGGAAGGCGGCAAGCAGCUUAUUUAGGUAUUUACCAAAGUCGUGCUGUUUGGCCAAUAUAUAUGCUCCAGCUGAAUGCACCAUAUCUGCGCUGGCCUACAGAAUGCAAGCUACAGACAGCAUCAUUCCGGAGAUUGUGCCGAUCGGUCGGUGUCUACCAGGUCGAAAAGUUCUUGUACUUGAUAACUAUGGUCAGCAAGUGUUACCUGAUGGACGACAUAUUGGUGAGAUAUUUCUUGGUGGCGUUGGCAUCUUUUCGGGUUAUCUCGAUGAUCCUCAAGCGAGUGAACGGGUACUUGUUCAAAUACCUAAUGUUGAUGGUGUGUUCUAUCGAACAGGUGAUCUGGCCAGAAUUACUUCAGAUGGACAAUUGGUAUUUGUCGGUCGCAAAGAUUUUCAAGUGAAGUUGAGAGGACAACGAAUUGAAUUAGGCGAAAUAGAAACAGUCAUCAUGCUAUAUUCAUUGGAUAUUACUAAUUGUGUCGUCGUCAAGGUCACUCACGAGAACCUAGAACAUAUUGUAGCCUAUGUUGAAACAAAAAUCCAUCUGAACACUAACAUAUUGCGUGAUGAAUGCUCGAAACAUCUACCUUUGUACAUGGUACCGUCGUUGUUUGUUCUCGUCGAUAACUUUCCAUUGAAUCUCAAUGGAAAAUUAGAUAGAAAGGCAUUGCCAUGUCCUGAUUUUUCACUCCUCUCUUCGGAUAUGACAGAAUCAGACGAACAGCAUCGAAGCGACUUGGAGCGACAUAUAGCAUCAAUUUGGUGUCGAGUGCUCGGUCUGAAACACAUUCCUACGAUCAAUAUCAGUUUUUUUAAACUCGGUGGCCAUUCGCUUCUUCUCAUGAAACUUCAUCACAACUAUCAAACUCAAUUUCGACAAUCAAUCGACAUUAGUUUACUUUUUCGUUCUACAACGAUUGCUGAUCAUGCUCGUCUGAUCGAAGAACGUCAAGUCAUUCUCCAUUUACCAUGGAUUCCACUUAAUAUCAUCGAAGGUCCUGCUUCAUAUGCUCAAACGAGUAUCUGGUUGGCUGAACAUACUCGUUUCAUAGAUUGGCCGCAACUCGCACCCGUCUUUAAUAUGAAUAUGAUAUUUCAAAUUGAUGCUGGUCAAUUGUCGAUUGACCGGUGUCUUCAGGCGCUAAAUUCCGUAGUCAGUAAACAUUGGAUCUUUCGUACUCGACUCAUGUUCGAUGUCAAACAUGGUAUAUUGCGUCAGUCGAUUCAUAAUGCAAUAACUUAUCCUAUGCGCGUGAGCACCGUCCAUGAUGAACAACAACAGAAGAAGAUAUUGCGCGAAGAAAUGUGGACACCAUUUGACACAGAAAAUAAUGGUGUUUUUCGCUGUCACUUCAUUCGUUAUGAUCACGGCGAUAACAAAGACAUAUUAUUAACUAAUGAUUUACUCCUAUUUAAUUUUCAUCAUGGUUCAUUCGAUGGACAAGCUAUAGAUUUGUUCUUAGAUGAAUUGAAAUUGGCUUAUGCAGGUGAGGAACUACAGACACCUUGUCUUCAGUAUAUCGAUUAUUCUGUUCAUGAACGAACAUUACUGAUGUCGGAAGCAUGUACUUAUUGGAAAGAACUUCUAUGUGAUUAUGCCUGGGAUCGUCAAUUAAAUCUGGGUAGUACUAAACAAUCGUUAUCAGCUCGCCGUACGGGUCAAGGCGAGCUGUUGAGUAUUACCAUUCCAUUAGAAAUUGCGCGCUCAAUGGUUAUGUGUGCUAACGAACUCAAUGUCACCUUAUUCCAAUUGGGUCUCACAUGUUACUAUCUCUUUCUGGCUCAACUUUCAGCACAUAAUCGAGAUGCAUGUGUGGGUGUUAUUCAUCAGAAUCGAUAUCGGCCAGAACUUGUCUCGAUGAUCGGCAUGUUUGUUAAUAUUCUUCCGUGUCGUAUCGUCAAUGCUGAUCUUGAUAAACUCUCCUUCAUUGAACUCGUCUAUAAAGUACAAAAGGCAUUUCUGACAAGUGUUCAACAUGCACACUUACCUUAUGAUAAACUGAUUGAUUUGCAUCGUGUACCAAAUUCUCACUUACAAUUUCCAUAUCUCCAAACAAUUUUCAGUGUCGAUACGACACUGAUCGAUUAUACAAAUAUGGAUGACAUCAUGUUUGGUGAUUCAUGUCGUAUUUCUACUUAUAAGAAGCCAAUAAAAGAUAUUGAUGUGGGAUACAAAUUCGAUUUGGACGUCUCAUUUUCCUUUGACAAACACGCUAUGACUAUUGAUUGUGUUUGGGGAUACAUGUCUGAUGUCUUUGAACGAGAAACGAUUGAACAACAUGCGAAUUCUUUGGUAAAAUUACUCACUCAGCUGUUUGGUUCGAAUCGUACAGAUCAGUUACACUUACCUUUGAAUGAGAUUAUCACACUGAACACAAACGAGACAAAUGAGACAAAUCAAGAAGUCAGUAUACCGUGUUCAAUACCUAUUAUUGAUAUAUCACAACAGCAAACAGAGCUCAUGAAAUCCAUUCAAGUCGUUUUCUCUCGAAUUCUGGAUUGUACAACAGACGACAUCGACGUGAACAAAUCAUUUUUUGAACAAGGUGGUACGUCUCUCAAGGCUUUACAACUAAUAACUUUAUUGCAACGAGAAAUUUCUACUGAAAUCAAUACGCAUCUCUUCUUCGAUCAUUUAUCAGUCAUUCAACUCGCUCGGGCCAUCACCAAUCUACGGACUCACUCAGUUCUUUCUCGUAAAGAAACUGUUUUUGGAUGUUAG
This is a messenger RNA of Adineta ricciae, 3663 nucleotides long. The record is from the annotation of a GenBank genome assembly. NCBI's taxonomy places the organism in Eukaryota, Metazoa, Rotifera, Eurotatoria, Adinetida, Adinetidae.